GUUAGCGUUACCUGUUCUAAUGGGUAUUUCAUCUCUCCUGCUCUCUGUUUGCAAGGGUUUCGAGGUCCAUAUUCUCUGCAAAUAAACGGCAAGAGCCCUGGGAUAUCGCAUCCGAUCUCUGAGAAAAUUUCUUGAUUUUUAUCCUUAUUCUUGUUCUGCACAUCGAUUCAUCUCUGGUUAUCAUCCUCGGUGUUUCAGAUAUAGAAUUGGAGCUAACUUCGUAGAAGAAUCACAGAUGAAGAUGAUUCUUCCGAUGGUGUGGUGAUGAUCUAAGGUUUUUUUUUUUUUGGUAGUUGUGGGGCUGGUUGUCUAUCUUUUUGUAGCAGGUUCUUGCUUCAAAUUCGAGGCAUGGAUGCCGAUAUCUUGGGGGUGGUGAAGCAAAACUGUUUGAAUUAUCGGGAUAGAUGUUGAUAUGCAUGGUUUUGAUGUGUAGUUACUGAGCUCGAGGGUUACGUUUAGCUUUUCUUGAGGUGUAAACUACUGCGUUUUGUGAUUUUGAAAGGUGGUGGUGGUGAGAUCUAGGGUUUGUAUUAUUGGUUUUGAUGUGUAUGAGAUAUAGAAUUUUGUUAUGAUGGAUAUGGAACUCGUUGGGGAUGUUGCUUCACUCGACCCCGAAUUGUUACAGCUUCCGGAGGUGUCUCCAUUGGCGCUUAAAUCGAACCCUAUCAUUGCUGAAGAGUUGUUUUCACAGUGGCUUUCACUUCCAGACACCAGCCGACUGGUAAAAUCUUUGCUUGACGAUGCAAAGGCGGGAGCUCUCAUAAAUGCCCCUGGUAACUCUACUACAGCCAAUGCCACUGCCAGCAAUACAUUGCCUUCAAUGUUUCCUGCUGGCAGCGCACCUCCACUUUCACCAAGAAGCAUAUCUGGUUCUCCUCGUGUUAUGAAACAGAGAGCAGGUCCUUCUUCUUUAAGUUCUCCUCUAAAAGUAGUAAGUGAACCAGUGAAGGAAAUCAUUCCUCAGUUUUACUUUCAAAAUGGGCGUCCUCCACCAAAUGAACUGAAAGAGCAGAUUUUGUUUAGAAUUGAUCAACUUUUCUAUGGUCACACGGAUGGACUGCAAAGUCAUGAAUUUAAGGCUCUUACGAAAGAAAUCUGCAAGUUACCAUCAUUUUUCUCCACUGCUCUUUUCAGAAAGAUUGAUUCUAACUGCACUGGAGUUGUAACAAGGAAUGCAUUUGUUGGUUAUUGGGUCAAUACUAACAGGAUGACAAUGGAUAUAGCAGCACAAAUAUUUACAAUUUUAAAGCAAUCAGAUUGUAAAUACCUCACUCAGGAUGAUUUCAAACCUGUUCUUCAAGAACUUUUGGCAACUCAUCCGGGAUUGGAAUUCCUACAAAGCACACCUGAAUUUCAGGAAAGAUAUGCUGAAACUGUCAUAUACAGAAUAUUUUACUAUGUGAAUAGAUCAGGAAAUGGCCAUCUUACACUCAGGGAGCUGAAACGUGGAAAUCUAAUUGCUGCAAUGCAACACGCAGAAGAAGAAGAGGAUAUUAACAAAGUUCUGAGGUACUUCUCGUACGAACACUUCUAUGUGAUUUAUUGCAAGUUUUGGGAGCUGGAUACGGAUCAUGAUUUCUUGAUUGACAAAGAGAACCUUAUUAGAUAUGGUAACCAUGCUCUUACCUACAGGAUCGUUGAUCGAAUUUUUUCACAGGUUCCAAGAAAGUUCACUAGCAAGGUUGAGGGGAAAAUGGGUUAUGAAGAUUUUGUUUACUUUAUGCUGUCAGAGGAGGAUAAAUCAUCUGAGCCUAGUCUUGAGUAUUGGUUCAAGUGUAUAGAUUUGGAUGGAAAUGGAGUUCUUACUCCCAAUGAAAUGCAGUUCUUUUAUGAGGAGCAGUUGCAUCGGAUGGAAUGUAUGGCCCAAGAACCGGUGCUUUUUGAGGAUAUUUUGUGCCAAAUGGUCGACAUGAUUGGGCCAGAGAAUGAGAGUUAUUUUACAUUGCGUGACUUAAAGGGCUGCAAACUGUCUGGAAACGUUUUCAACAUCCUUUUCAAUCUUAAUAAGUUCAUGGCCUUUGAAACUCGUGAUCCAUUUCUUAUUCGUCAGGAACGUGAGGAUCCAACUUUGACAGAGUGGGACCGCUUUGCCCAUAGAGAAUAUAUAAGGCUUUCAAUGGAAGAAGAUGGUGAGGAUGCCUCCAAUGGAAGUGCAGAAGUUUGGGACGAGUCACUUGAAGCUCCCUUCUGAGUCCAACUAGUUGCAUAUGAGAAAGCUCUGGAUGCUUUUACGUGAACCUGGGCCAUUGAAUGAAGAAACACUUGUCACAUGAGAAUCCUCUUUGAACAGACUUAGCCGCUACAUGCACCCUUACAGGCAGUAAAUUUUCUGCCUGGCCAUGUGAAAUAUGUCUCAGAUGUGCGUAUUUUUCUGGCAGGCAACAAUCUGGCCAUGGUGCAAAUGAAGUGAGCAUGCACUAUAGAGAGAGAGAGAGUGCGACAGGAAAUGAAUCUGCUUGAAAAUGCCAGCUGCUUCCCUGGGGAAGCAGGGGGUAGUUGCUUACAAGUGAUGUAAUCAUCGUCCAGGUACCUAUAAUUUGAGAAUAUAAUGAGUCAGAUUUAUUUCGUCCUUUAUCAGGAAAUCUGUUCAAUUGAGUCUUGUUGCAUUUUUCCUCAACGUGUCCAUUGUGGGAAGUUUGAGCAGGUGUAGCUUAAUGGUCACAUGCUAUUGGGUUUUUCUUCACCUUAGAUGUUAACUUUCUUUACUGGAUUUACCGUGUAAGAAACCUUUUAUCUUUCGUAUUCAGAGAAUCUCAUCUUGAAAUGCUAUUUCUUUUUGCUGUUACCUAAUAAAAAUUCAUUUUCUUUUUUAA
Molecule: messenger RNA, 2813 nt
Organism: Macadamia integrifolia
Lineage: Eukaryota; Viridiplantae; Streptophyta; Magnoliopsida; Proteales; Proteaceae
Product: serine/threonine protein phosphatase 2A regulatory subunit B''beta-like
Exons: 13
Coding region: 569-2191 (540 amino acids)
Biological process (GO): protein dephosphorylation
Cellular component (GO): protein phosphatase type 2A complex
Molecular function (GO): calcium ion binding; protein phosphatase regulator activity
Source: RefSeq, a predicted model, not a curated record